Molecule: messenger RNA, 4490 nt
Organism: Canis lupus familiaris (dog)
Lineage: Eukaryota; Metazoa; Chordata; Mammalia; Carnivora; Canidae
Gene: MRTFA
Product: myocardin related transcription factor A
Exons: 15
Coding region: 414-3614 (1066 amino acids)
Biological process (GO): smooth muscle cell differentiation
Source: RefSeq, a predicted model, not a curated record
UGAGCCGCCUUGCCUGGCAGCGCCGGUGAGGGGAUGAGGGCGGUCCCGCACCCUUUGCGCCCGGGUGUGUUUUGACCGCAGGGUCCUGGGGUCUUGUGCAGACCCUUCGGAUCCAUGUGCAAUCCUAGGAUUCCCUGGCGAGGGAGCCUCACCUGGACUUGUUGAUUGAUGCCUGUGUCGGCCACCUGAAUGCCGCCAGGUGUAAGGGCUCUGGCCGAUUUGAAACUUGACGGCCAAGAACUUGACCCUCUAAGAAAGUGUCAGGACGCUUUGAUUCCACCUCCCACUCUGGCCGGUGCCGUAGGAAAGCACUGAUACUCUGUAGUAGCUUGGGCUGGAGCUUUCAGAUCAGGUUCGCCAAGCUGCCCUUCGCCGGCUUUGUAAUCUUGGGCUUCGGUUUCCUCAUCAGGAAAAUGGGCAUAAGACCUACUACAUGGGAUCAUUUGAUCGAGGGGUAUGGUUGGCAUGGAAUUGAAUUUCAUCUGUCUGUGGGAGUUGUAAACAAGGUUGCCAUCACGAAAGCCAAAGUGGAUUUCUCCAGUGUAGUGUGCCUGCCCCCUUCCGUCAUUGCUGUGAAUGGGCUGGACGGAGGAGGGGCUGGCGAAAAUGAUGAUGAACCAGUGUUGGUGUCCCUGUCUGCGGCCCCCAGCCCUCAGAGCGAAGCUGUUGCCAAUGAACUGCAGGAGCUCUCCUUGCAGCCCGAGCUGACCCUAGGCCUCCACCCUGGCAGGAAUCCCAAUUUGCCUCCACUUAGUGAGCGGAAGAAUGUGCUGCAGUUGAAGCUCCAGCAGCGCCGGACUCGAGAAGAAUUGGUGAGCCAAGGGAUCAUGCCGCCUUUGAAAAGUCCAGCUGCAUUUCAUGAACAGAGAAGGAGCUUGGAGCGGGCCAGGACAGAGGACUAUCUGAAACGGAAGAUUCGUUCCCGGCCGGAGAGAUCGGAACUGGUCAGGAUGCAUAUUUUGGAAGAGACCUCGGCCGAGCCUUCCCUCCAGGCCAAGCAGCUGAAGCUGAAGAGAGCCAGACUGGCCGAUGACCUCAAUGAGAAGAUUGCACAGAGGCCAGGCCCCAUGGAGCUGGUUGAGAAGAACAUUCUACCUGUGGAGUCCAGCUUGAAAGAAGCUAUCAUUGUGGGCCAGGUGAAUUAUCCGAAAGUAGCAGACAGCUCUUCCUUCGAUGAGGACAGCAGUGAUGCCUUAUCCCCUGAGCAGCCUGCUAGCCAUGAAUCCCAGAGCUCCGUGCCAUCACCCUUGGAAGCCCGAGUCAGCGAGCCACUACCCAGUGCCACCUCUGUAUCCCCUACUCAGGUUGUGUCUCAACUCCCAUUGGGCCCGGAUUCCGGAGAAACACUUUUCCUGGCAGAGCAGCCUCCUCUGCCUCCCAGCCUCACCAAUGGAACCACAGCUCCCCCGGCCAAGCCCACCCCGACACUCAUUAAGCAAAGCCAACCCAAGUCUGCCAGUGAGAAGUCGCAGCGCAGCAAGAAAGCCAAGGAGCUGAAGCCAAAGGUGAAGAAGCUCAAGUAUCACCAGUACAUCCCCCCGGACCAAAAGCAGGACAAGGGGGCACCUCCCAUGGACUCCUCCUAUGCCAAGAUCCUGCAGCAGCAGCAGCUCUUCCUCCAGCUCCAGAUCCUCAACCAGCAGCAGCAGCAGCACUAUAACUACCAGACCAUCCUGCCCGCUCCGCCAAAGCCAUCAGGUGAGGCCCCAGGAAGCAGUGGGGCCCCCCCGAUACGCAGCCUCUCGGCUCCCAGUAGCAGCUCCAGCUCGAGUGCUCCUGGGCCCAGUGGGCUGGCACGUCAGAACAGCACCUCACUGACUGGCAAGCCAGGAGCUCUGCCUGCCAACCUGGAUGACAUGAAGGUGGCUGAGCUGAAGCAGGAGCUAAAGCUGCGGUCACUGCCCGUCUCAGGCACCAAGACAGACCUGAUCGAGCGUCUGCGUGCAUAUCAAGAACAAGUCAGCCCUGCCCCAGGAGCCCCCAAGGGCCCUGCUGCCCCCUCCAUCCUGCCCAAGGCUGGUGAGGUGGUGGUCGCCUUCCCGGCUGCCCGGCUAAGCACCGGGCCUGCCCUGGUGGCAGCAGGCCUGGCCCCCGCCGAGGUGGUGGUAGCCACAGUGACCAGUAACGGGGUGGUGAAAUUCGGCAGCACGGGCUCCACUCCCCCCGUGUCUCCCACCCCCUCAGAGCGUUCACUGCUCAGCACGGGCGAUGAGAACUCCACGCCCGGGGACACCUUUGGUGAGAUGGUGACUUCGCCACUGACCCAGCUCACCCUGCAGGCCUCGCCACUACAGAUCCUUGUAAAGGAGGAGGGCCCCCGGGCCGGGUCCUGCUGCCUGAGCCCUGAGGUGCGGGCCGAGCUAGAGGGGCGCGACAAGGACCAGAUGCUGCAGGAGAAGGACAAGCAAAUCGAAGAGCUGACCCGCAUGCUGCGCCAGAAACAGCAGCUUGUGGAGUGGCUGAGGUUGCAGCUGGAGCAAGAGAAGCGGGCCCAGCAGCCGGCCCCCGCCCCGGCCCCCGCCCCCCUUGGCACCCCAGUAAAGCAGGAGAACAGCUUCUCCAGCUGCCAGCUAAGCCGGCAGCCCCCGGGUCCUGGGCACCCCUUCAGCCCCAGCCUGGGGGCCCCUACUGCCCACCACGCGGACACUUGUCCCCUGGUGCCCCCGGCCGUGGUGGUGAAGCAGGAGGCUGUGCUGCCAGAGCCUGAGCCAGCCCCCACUCCCCAGCUGCUUCUGGGCCCACAGGGUCCUGGCCUCAUCAAGGGAGUCACACCUCCCACCCUCAUCACUGACUCCACAGGGACCCACCUUGUCCUCACCGUGACCAAUAAGAAUGCAGACAGCUCCGGCCUGGCCGGCGGGAGCCCCCAGCAGCCCUUGUCCCAGCCUGGUUCUCCAGCCCCUGGCCCACCAGCCCAGAUGGACCUAGAGCACCCAUCACAGCCCCUCUUUGGGACCCCUACUCCUCUGUUGAAGAAGGAGCCGCCUGGCUAUGAGGAAGCCGUGAGCCAGCAGCCCAGACAGCAGGUGAAGAAGGAGAAUGGUUCCUCCAGCCAGCAGAUGGAUGACCUGUUUGACAUUCUUAUUCAGAGUGGAGAAAUCUCAGCGGAUUUCAAGGAGCCACCACCCUCCGUACCAGGGAAAGAGAAGCCCUCCUCGACGGCAAGCUGCGGGUCACCGCUGGCCACGCCGUCCCCACCCUCUGCCGAGCUCCCCCAGGCUGCGCCGCCUCCCUCGGGCUCACCCGCCCUCCCUGGGCGCCUGGAGGACUUCCUGGAGAGCAGUACGGGGCUGCCCCUGCUGACCGGAGGGCACGAGGGGCCAGAGCCCCUGUCCCUCAUCGACGACCUCCACAGCCAGAUGCUGAGCAGCUCUGCCAUCCUGGACCACCCCCCCUCACCCAUGGACACCUCGGAAUUGCACUUUGCCCCUGAGCCCAGCGGUGUGGGCCUGGACCUGGCUGACGGCCACCUGGACAGCAUGGACUGGCUGGAGCUGUCGUCUGGCGGCCCUGUGCUCAGCCUGGCCCCGCUCAGCACCACCGCACCCAGCCUCUUCUCCACGGACUUCCUCGACGGGCAUGACUUGCAGCUCCACUGGGAUUCCUGCUUGUAGCUCUCGGGCUGGGGAGCUCGGGAACUCCUGGGAGGUCACGAGUCCUGACAAUCACGGGCCCUGCUCUCCCCCCCCGGAGGCUGGAGCAGGCCUGCCGCCCUGGCUCAGGCUCCCCGCGGAGAGGACGGGGCCUGGACAGGCCAGGGCCGUUCUAUUGACCUCCUUUUGUGAGGUCAGAGGUGCAGUCUGGCUGCAGUUUGCUCAGGCAGGCGAGGCCUGGGGUGAAUCUCCUUCCUGCUCUUCCCUGUGAGGGAAGAAACUAGCUGGGCCUCUACCUCCCCACUCCCCGUGAUGCCAACCCCAGGGUCCCAGGCUUCCUGGGAGGGGAGCCCCUUGCCAUUUUAGCGUCUUCGUGUAGUGUGACCAUUUAGUGGCUGGUGGCAAACGGUUUCUGUACAGGUGUAUAUAGCUCUAUAUUCUAUAUCGCCAUGCAUAUGUAUACAUCUAUUUUGGGGGCUGGGAGACAGAUGGGAGCUCCCUCCUGUCCUGUGCACAAUACAGAAGGGCCUGGAGACCACCGCUCCUGGGGUUGGAGCAGCUUACCUCAGCCCCGUCACGCGUGUUUGACAUGUAGACACCCUGCCACCGCCUGUGCCCCCACCUGCGUCCUGCUCCAUACUAGUGCCACGAGGGCAGAGGUGCUUCCUGGCCACCCACCCCACCCACAUUCCGUCCCGCUGCCUCACUGCGGCCACCGUGGCCCUGGGACAGGAGGGGUGUCAGCCCCUAAGCUACGGCCGCCUCUUGCCCAGGGGCUCAGCCUCCCUCUGGCCUGUCACUAUCUUAACAGGGACUAGGGAUGGAGUCACUAAACCAGUGCUGGGACAGAGGUCGGGAAGCUGUGUGGUCUUUUUAAAAUAAAAACAAAAACACUGA